This is a messenger RNA of Rotaria sp. Silwood2, 2700 nucleotides long. The record is from the annotation of a GenBank genome assembly. NCBI's taxonomy places the organism in Eukaryota, Metazoa, Rotifera, Eurotatoria, Philodinida, Philodinidae.
AUGUUAUUUGCUUUUCAAUCUUCACAAAAAAAAUCAUCAUUUAAUGAAACAGAUGAUCAACCUUUACAGACAAAUAGUAAAAUUUCAUUUGAAACAAAAUCAACUCAAAGAUUCAAUGGCAAAACAAAUAAACAAGAAAAAUCCUUUAAUGAUAAUGAUAAUAUUUUAAAAAGAACUAGUCAAAUGGAAUCAGCUCAUGAUGGCUUUAUUCAACGACUCCUUCGAGACGAAGCAUCGACGAGACGACGACAACAACGACAACGACAACGAUCAUAUGCUUCAAGUAGUAACAAUUUAUAUGAUAUAGAUAGAACAUUACAAGAUGAAAAUGAUGAUUGGUUUUUUGAAAAAAUUUUAGAAAAAUUCGAAAAUAUUCGUUCAAAUAGAACUGAUAGAUAUAUAAGAUCUCGAUCAAAUGGAUUUAAUAAUUAUGGUGUUGAACGUAUUAUUGAACGCCGUUAUUAUGUUAAAAAACUAAAAGAGAUGCCAAAAUGUAAUCAAAUAACAUCAACAGAUGAUUUAAAAGAAUUUACAAAACGAAAUCGACAAUUAUCAGGUAUAUCAUCAGUAGCAACAACAACAGCAACAUCAUAUUCUCAAUGUUCAUCAUCAACACCAACAUUUAUUGAAAAUAUUCGUAAUCAAUCAAAUUUACUUCGAGAUGAAAUAAGUGAAUUAAAAGAUGAUAUUGAACAACUUCAAACAUCUCAACAAGAAUUUUUUCAACAACUUAAAGUACAAUUGCAACCAAACAUUAAUUCUACAAUAAAAUCAGAAAAUAUAGUUCGACCAAUUGUUGUAUCACCUAAACAAUCAUUAGAAAAAAAAUCAUUAUUCUCAAAUGUACCAGUACCUUCAACUGAUGAUAAACGAUCUCGUUCGAUUUCAACUGUAUCUAUCGCAUCAUCAUCCUCAAGAGCAACUACUGUCAAUUCUGAAUUGACUCCUAAUUCUGCUAACAAAUCUACUCGUGCUCCAUUGGCUGUAAAUGUUGCACCAAUACAAUCAAUAUCUGAAUUUAUUGCAACGAAAAAUUCAUCAAUUCCACCAGCACCACCAGUAAAUGCAAAUGUCAAUUCAAAAUAUUCAUCGACUGCAUCAACAUUAUCAAUUUCGGAAUUUAGCGUGACAAAAACUUCAUCUAUUAAAUCACCACCGCCAGUCAAUACAUAUCAAGGCUCAAAACGAUCAUCAACAACUACAAAUAAUGGUUCAAAACUUACAUCAAUUGCAUCAACACCACCAGUAAAUGCACGCGUUGAUUCAAAAUCGUCAUCAACUUCUUCAACACCACAAAUUUUCGAAUUGAUCAAAACGAAAAGUCCAUCCAUUAAAUCACCACCGCCAGUCAAUACAUAUCAAGACUCAAAACGAUCAUCAACAACUACAAAUAAUGGUUCAAAACUUACAUCAAUUGCAUCAUCAUCACCAGUAAAUGCACGCGAUGAUUUAAAACCGUCAUCAACUACAUCAACACCACGAAUUUCUGCUUUUGUCGAAACGAAAAAUUCAUCCAUUCAAUCCUCAGUACCACCAGUGAAUACAUAUAUUGACUCAAAACCUCCAUCGGUACCACCAUCAACGACUAUAUAUUCGGGUUCAAAACUUUCGUCAAUUGCAUCAACAUCACCAGUAAAUGUACGAGUCGAUUCAAAAUCAUCAUCAACUACAUCAACACCACAAAUUUCUGAAUUUGUCGAAACGAAAAAUCCAGCAUUUGUAUCAAAAUUGAUGGUCAAUACAAAUGUCAGUUCAAAACCUCCAUCAGUACCAACAACAUCAAACGUCAAUACAUAUGUUAAUUCAAAAAUUUCAUCAAUUACAUCAACACCACCACCAACAAGUACAUAUAUUGGUUUAACAUCUUCAUCUAUUGCACCAAGACUACCAGUAAAUACGUACGUUGAUAUAAAACCUCGAUCAGUUUCAUCAACACCAUCAGUUUCGGAUUCCGUCGAAAUAAAAAAACCACUCUUUGUAUCAACAUCAACAACAAACACAUACGUUAAUUCGAAACCUCCAUCAAUACCACGGACACCACCAUUGAAUACAUAUGCAAAUUCAAGACCUUCAUCAACACCAUCAGCUAACGAAUAUAUUGCACCAGAAAGUUCAUUAAUAGAAACAGGAUCUGCCUAUUUUAAACCUUCAUCUUUAACAUCUAAUUCACCAGCACCGUUCCGAUCAAUAUCAUCAGCUCAAGGGCCAGUAUAUGAAAAUGAAUUAGAACAUCGACGUACACUUUCACCUCGUUCUCAAAUUGUUGCAUCAUCAGCAUCAAUUAAUGAAUCAUCGGAUUCAUCGGUAGGAUGGAGUAGUCCAGAAGUUCAUCAUUCAGAUAAUAGAAUUCUUUCUGAGGUUCCUAGAACAAAAUUACAAAAUCGUGAUCUUCAAGCUUUAGUUCAAUAUAGUUCACAACUUGAAUUAUCCGGCUUUCCACCAUCGAUAACUCAUGUUAUAGCUGAUCCAAAUACUAGCAGUACUUUUUGGGACUCAGUCGAUCAAUUUAUUGAAAAUUAUAGAUUAACAACUACAGAUAUAGAAUUAUCACCACUACAAAGAGCUAUGAAUGGAAGUAAUAGAUAUGUAUUCAAUGAUAGUACAACAAGACAAUUAGAUAAAUAUGAUCUUGAAAUAAAACCACGAGAAAUAAUUGAAUCAAGUGCACCACUUCUUAUGCCACCUUUAGACAUUUCAUAA